CGGCGGUGCAGCGCGGAUGGUUGUUUUCCUCCGACGCAGCAGCAGCAGUGUUUGAGGAGCAAACUUCCGGUUCUAGUUUUCGUAAGCUGCUAGGGACGAGAGACGGCUAAUUCAGGAAAGAUGCUGUCCCUCUCGCGAGCUCUGGUGAGUGGGGUGGCCCGUGCCCCUGCUGCUGUUAGUCAUAGUGGAGUGAAUGCCAUCACCCGCUACAACAGCACAGCCCAGAGUCCCCCGAAGAAAACAACAUAUGGUCCACUGGCAGAUGAGGACAGGAUAUUUACAAAUCUCUAUGGACGUCAUGAGUGGAGGCUGAAGGGAGCAUUGAAGCGUGGAGACUGGUACAAGACCAAGGAGAUCCUUCUCAAAGGCGUCGACUGGAUCCUUAAUGAAAUUAAAGUCUCUGGACUGCGUGGGAGAGGUGGUGCAGGAUUUCCCACAGGAAUGAAGUGGAGCUUCAUGAAUAAGCCAAGUGAUGGCAGGCCCAAAUAUUUGGUGGUGAAUGCAGAUGAGGGUGAGCCUGGUACCUGCAAGGACCGUGAGAUCAUGAGAAAUGAUCCCCACAAGCUGGUGGAGGGCUGUUUGGUCGCUGGAAGAGCCAUGGGUGCUCGGGCUGCUUAUAUUUACAUCAGAGGUGAAUUCUACAAUGAAUCCUCCAACCUGCAGGUGGCCAUCAAUGAGGCUUAUGCUGCAGGGCUGAUUGGAAGGAAUGCCUGUGGUAGCGGUUAUGACUUUGACGUGUUUGUCAUGCGCGGUGCUGGCGCUUACAUCUGUGGGGAAGAGACGGCCCUUAUUGAAUCCCUGGAGGGAAAGCAGGGGAAACCCCGCCUCAAGCCACCUUUUCCUGCUGAUGUUGGUGUCUUUGGUUGUCCUACAACUGUUGCUAAUGUGGAAACGGUAUCUGUGGCCCCCACCAUCUGUCGCCGGGGUGGCUCCUGGUUUUUGGGCUUUGGCAGAGAGAGAAACUCUGGUACAAAACUCUUCAACAUCUCUGGUCAUGUGAACCAUCCAUGCACUGUAGAAGAGGAGAUGUCGAUUCCUCUUAAAGACCUGAUCGAGAGGCAUGCAGGUGGCGUGCGUGGUGGAUGGGAUAAUCUGUUAGCUGUUAUUCCUGGUGGCUCCUCAACUCCCCUCAUUCCCAAGAAAGUGUGUGAGGAGGUGCUGAUGGACUUUGACGGUCUCAUUCAAGCUCAGACUGGACUGGGAACCGCUGCUCUUAUAGUCAUGGACAAAUCAACUGACAUUAUCAGAGCCAUCGCUCGUCUGAUUGAGUUCUACAAACAUGAGAGCUGUGGCCAGUGUACGCCCUGCAGAGAAGGCGUGGACUGGAUGAACAACAUGAUGUGGCGUUUUGUUCGCGGUGACGCACGAACUGCAGAAAUUGACAUGAUUUGGGAGCUGAGCAAGCAGAUUGAAGGACACACAAUCUGUGCACUUGGAGAUGGUGCUGCGUGGCCUGUGCAGGGUCUGAUCAGGCACUUCAGGCCUGUGAUGGAAGGCCGAAUUGCUGAAUUCCAGCAGAAGCAGCAAGCCAGAGUUUAAGUCUUCAAGCUUUUUCGAGCUCCUCUCCACAUUGAUCUGUAUUUGUGUAACCCACAAAAUAUUUAAAAGAAUAAAGUACUCAACAUCAGUUGUUGUAUUGAUUCAUGCUUGUUUAUGUUUGGAAUUAAAGUUGUAUGUACCUAAAAAUGUAUUAUU
Molecule: messenger RNA, 1695 nt
Organism: Synchiropus splendidus (mandarinfish)
Lineage: Eukaryota; Metazoa; Chordata; Actinopteri; Syngnathiformes; Callionymidae
Gene: ndufv1
Product: NADH:ubiquinone oxidoreductase core subunit V1
Exons: 11
Coding region: 121-1539 (472 amino acids)
Biological process (GO): mitochondrial electron transport, NADH to ubiquinone
Molecular function (GO): FMN binding; NAD binding; NADH dehydrogenase (ubiquinone) activity
Source: RefSeq, a predicted model, not a curated record